Molecule: messenger RNA, 2657 nt
Organism: Dendronephthya gigantea
Lineage: Eukaryota; Metazoa; Cnidaria; Anthozoa; Malacalcyonacea; Nephtheidae
Product: general transcription factor IIF subunit 1-like
Exons: 10
Coding region: 28-1692 (554 amino acids)
Biological process (GO): positive regulation of transcription elongation by RNA polymerase II; transcription initiation at RNA polymerase II promoter
Cellular component (GO): transcription factor TFIIF complex; nucleus
Molecular function (GO): DNA binding; RNA polymerase II general transcription initiation factor activity; TFIIF-class transcription factor complex binding
Source: RefSeq, a predicted model, not a curated record
UGAUAAAUGAAAAAUAUUUGAAACAAAAUGGCAGAUAAAAAAGCUUCAUUUUUACAAGGACCGAUACCAUUGAAGCCCACAUCAAGUUUAAUGUCAAAAGCAUCCUCAUCUCUUGGAAGUAAAACAGCUGUGCCUUUUAAUGCAGAGAAUUAUAACUCAUUUUCUGUGAAAGUUCCAACAAAUAGAGAUGUGAAGAAACGUCAUUCAAUCAUGAAGUUCAAUACAAAAGUUGAUGUAUCUUCCAUUAGCAAGGCUCAUAUGCAACGCCAAAGAACCACAACUGAAUUCAAAGAAGAAGAAAUGCCCAAAUUUGGUGCUGGAAGUGAAUACGGUCGUGAACAGAGGUUGGAAGCAAAGAGGAAGAGACGAGGUUAUUUCAAGAAAGAAAUAAAAGAUGAAGAUUUACCGUGGCUUUUGAAAACUGGUGGAAAAGGUGGAAAGACGUACAAAGGAAUUAAAGAACCAUACAUGAACCAAAAUGCAGCAUAUUAUAUUUUCACACAAGCUGAUGAUGGAUCAUUUGAAGCUUAUCCAGUUGAUUCACAGUAUAGAUUUACUCCAGUAAUAAACUAUAGAACAUUAACUGCUGAUGAGGCAGAGGAAGAAUUUUCAUUGAGAAAUAAAACAAUCAAUUAUUUCUCAUUAAUGGUGAAAAAACGACUCACUGACACCGAGGAAAAGGCUGCGGACGAAGAGAUUGUAAUACCUAAAGUCAAAUCAAAAGUUGAUAAGCUGCAAAUCUACAAUGAUGAUGAUUUGGAGGACAUGUCGAAUGAUGAAGGAGAUGAUGAACAGGAACAUUUAGAUGAAGAAAAGUUUCAAAAAGCGAAAAAAAAAUUGGGUAAGACAAAGAAAUCAGAAAAUGAAGAUAAUGGAAGUGAUUUUGAGGAAAUGGAAGAUGGUUAUGAAGAUUCAAAAGAGAUGGAUUAUUCAGAAACCUCGUCCUCAGAUGAAGAGCUUGAAAAGAAACAAGCUGAUACAAAACCUCAAGCUGAAGACGAUUUGAAUGCACAACUAAAUCCCGACAGUGAGGAUGAUAGUGAAUUAGAAGAAGACAGAUUAAGUAAGGGAGGAUUGUUGUUGAAAGAUAUGUUGAAACAAAAUGAUGAUAGUUCUGAUGAUGAAGAUGAUGAAGAGAUUGAUGAGGAUCAAACAAAAUCUGCUGUUCUUCUGCAAGGUCAGAAAAAGAAAGGCAAGAAAGCUGGAAGUGGCUCGAGCACGUCAUCAAGCAGCAGGUCUGACACCCCGACUAAAGGCAUUGAAUCCACUGACAAAACUAUCGUUGAUGCCGCUAAGAAACUGAAGGAUAUAAAUUCGCCAGCUCGGUCUGGAAAGAAGCGUUCAAAAAAUUCCCCAGGUGAUGAAACCCCGAGUAAAAAAGCUCGUAAAGACACUGAAAGUCCAAUCCAUCGCUCAGCCAGCGGCAGUUCACUCGCCUCACGUGCCCUUGGUGAACCCGAGAGACCCGGGUCCCGGGGAUCACCAGACGUUGGAAUCACCGAGGAGGCAGUUCGCCGGUAUCUGUCACAUAAACCAAUGACAACAAAAGAUUUAUUAAAGAAAUUUAAAACAAAGAAAACAGGUUUAACCAGUGAACAAACGGUACAACAGAUUGGGACGAUAUUGAAGAAACUUAAUCCAGUACAGAAAAUGAUCAAGGGAAAAUUGUUUUUAUCUUUGAAACGAAGUUAGAUGAUAACUUGAUAUGUAGUAAGUAUUGUUUUAGGUUGUAACAUGUGAAUAAAACACGGUCAUCAUCUUGACGCUACCUAGCCUAACAUAAAAAACCGAUUAACAUCCCCCUGACAUUAUUGUGCUUCUAAACACAUCACCAAGAUUUGUCACGAAAACAAAAUAAAGGAAGUUCAUGCCAAGGGCGCUUUCUCUCAUUAUUUAUAUCGUAGUUAGUGGCUGAAAGUCGUGUUGGACUAGACGCUAGUCCGAAGACCCUCCUUUGUAAAAAUCCUUUGAAAAUUUACUAAAGAUAUGAAAUGUGUGAUACUGCUUAAAGAAUGAGAAUAACCCAUGGGCUUUGCAAUACAUUUAUGACACCUUUUUUUCUACAGUAAAAUUUUAUUUCCAAUAAAUCUGCUAAAUCGUGAUGACAAAGAUAAUCCAAUGCAAAGAUACCUAAUAUCUACAACCAAUAUUGUGCCAGAGACAUGAUGGCAUCAUCGCAAAGUUGCAAGCACGUUCAGUUCGUAUCUUGUGUUAAGCCUGACCGCGGUUAAUUCUAUUAAGCGUGGCCUUACUGACUGUCUACGACAAUGAAAACCAGGUUUUCAUCUUGGUUCACACUUGUCCUAAGAAUCUGGGUUCCUUUUGUUUGAAUUCACUAGUGCGUAAAAUGCUUUGUCUAUCAGAAAUUAAUACAAUAGAUCCCCGAUUCUUAGGACCUAGUGUGAACCAGGUCUCAGUUGUGUGUUUUCAAACGUUUAACGUAUUGUAAUAUUAUAAGUAAAAUAUAUUUUCAUUCGAAAGUUGCCAUGCAAGAAUAUUUCUUUCAGUUUUUAUAAUUUUAGAACUUAAUAUUAUUUAUCUAUGUAAAUUCUAUAUUACAAAAAUGAUGGGAAAGUCGCCUAUAACAUUUACAUAUAAAUGUUAAUAAGACUUUAUAUAUACUAUGGUAAUGCAAAUAAACAGGUGCGAAUAUCCAA